Molecule: messenger RNA, 1405 nt
Organism: Schizophyllum commune H4-8
Lineage: Eukaryota; Fungi; Basidiomycota; Agaricomycetes; Agaricales; Schizophyllaceae
Product: GroES-like protein
Exons: 5
Coding region: 74-1138 (354 amino acids)
Molecular function (GO): oxidoreductase activity
Source: RefSeq, a predicted model, not a curated record
AUCGCCUCUCAGCGAAUUCAGCACACCUCCUAUACACCACAGCUUCCUCUCCUCUACUUCCUCGAACGCAAAGAUGUCGCCCCAGGUCCCCGAAACGAUGAAGGCCGCGGUCGUUCCCCAGAGCGGCGCCGCCAUCGAGAUCAAGGAUGUGCGCAUCAAGCGUCCCGAGGAGCUCGCGCCGGGCGAGUGCUUGCUCAAGAUGGUCUGCACGGGUGUCUGCCACACCGACUUGCACGCCGCUCUCGGCGACUGGCCCGUCCCGCCCAAGACCCCGCUCAUCGGUGGUCACGAAGGUGUUGGUACCAUCGUCGCGAUCGGCGCGAACACUUCCAACUCGCCCGUGAAGGUUGGCGAUCGUGUUGGUGUCAAGUGGCUCGCCAACUCUUGCCUCAACUGCGAGCAGUGCCGCAACGGCCGCGAGCAGAACUGCUACAACGCCCAGCUCUCUGGCUACACCGUCGACGGCACCUUCUCCGAAUAUGUCGUGUCCUUCGUCAACCACGUCACCCCCAUCCCCGAGGGCUUCGACAGCUAUGCUGCCGCCUCCAUCCUUUGCGCUGGUGUCACCGUUUACCGCGCCAUCAAGUACUCGCAGACGAACCUCGGCGACUGGAUCGUGCUCCCCGGUGCCGGUGGAGGGCUCGGUCACUUGGCUAUCCAGUACGCGAGAGUCCGCGGUCUCCGCCCCAUUGCUAUCGACACUGGUGAUGAGAAGCGCAAGCUUUGCUUGGAUCUUGGCGCAGAGGCGUUCAUCGACUUCAGGGAGUCGAAGGACAUUGUCGCCGAUGUUAAGGCCAUCACUGGCGGCCUCGGCGCUCACUCUGCGGUCGUGACCACGGCAUCGCCCUCUGGUUACACGCAGGCCGUCGACUACCUCCGCCCCGGAGGCACGCUCAUGGCUGUCGGUCUCCCGGGCAAGGCCGGUCUCGAGGCCUCUAUCUUCUUCACCGUCUUCAAGAGCAUCAGCAUCUUGGGCUCGUACGUCGGCAACCGCCAGGACGCCUACGAGGCCGUCGAGAUCGCCGCCCGCGGGCAGGUCGAGUGCAAGUACGUCCUCAAGGACCUGCCGGCACUCACCAGCGUCUACGAGGGCAUGCAGCAGGGCGCCGUCGCUGGCCGCAUUGUCCUGAAGUUCUAAGUAAAAUAUCUGCGGAGGUUAAUGUGUGGAUUGUGGAAAGAAAAUGGACUCCAUUGUAGAAUACGGGGUUGUUGUAUAUUAUCAUGAAUGUACUGUUACCGUGGCCGCUGGAAAUAUCCAUGCCCUUCCAAGUCUGGCGUCGAUAUCUGCGUGCGGUCUUCUGAAAGCCUCGUGUUGGCGGUAAGCGCCCGGCGCUUAUUUUCGGACUUCGGCCCGUGGAGCGCGCAUCAGGCCGAAUUAGAAUCAACAUAAUUGUCCUUACUUCAC